UAAAUGUUUACGAUGCGUAAUCCAAGAUGACUUGUUUCUCUUAUGAACAGACUCUGACUGGGUUCAGUGGGAUAUCUCUCAUCUCUUUCUCCUUCCAGCCUUCCAGUCUUUUUUUUUUUUUAGGAAGUUCUGGACAGACCAUCGGACCUGUCCGCAUAUGCUUUUGCUUUUGCUUUGACAUUUUCCUGCUCUUGAGUGCUUUCAUCAGUCUUCAACUGGCAAAGUUCAACUACUGUUACCAUCUUUCAUUUUCAAUAAGGUUAACACAUUAGCACAGGUGUGAAUGUGUGUGUGUGUAUGUGUGUAUGUGUGUGUGUGCGUGUGUGCGUGUGUGUGUGUGGCUUCGAUGUGUUUCCUCUUCAAACAUCAGUCACUCGCUCUUUGCGCACCAGUACCUCUGUGAUCAUCCGCAAGUGGAAGUCUCUCUGUUGGAUUGUGUGUGUGCACAGCAGUGCAGUGAACUGAGCCCACACAUCUCCUGUCGUCAGAGGGCCCUGCCGCCAACAGGGUGACUGCUGAAAAUGGCCAAUGCGACUGAAGAUUAUGGCAUGGACUAUUAUAACAGCGAACCAACAGUUGACUAUGAUCCAGAUGGUGCACCGUGUCCCUUAGAUGUUUUCGACAAUGUGUACCAUCACCUCAGCCUGUACGUCCAUUCCAUCAUUGUUGUGCUGGGGUUGCUGGGCAACCUACUGGUCAUCGUCACGUAUGCCUUCUACAAGAAGACCAAGUCCAUGACGGAUGUGUACCUCCUCAAUGUGGCGGUGGCAGAUGUUCUCUUCGUGGUGGUGUUACCCCUCAUCAUCUACAACGAGCAGCAUAACUGGGUGAUGGGGGAUGGGGCCUGCAAGUUCCUGAGUGGCGCCUACAGUCUCAACCUGUACAGUGGUGUGCUUCUGCUGGCCUGCAUUAGCGGUGACCGCUACCUCGCUAUUGUCCGCGCUAGCAGCUCAAGAUACCUCCGCUCCCGCACCCUUGUCUACAGCCAUGCCAUCUGCUUUACCGUCUGGGUGAUGGCGCUUCUCCUGUCCCUGCCCACAUUCAUGUACUCAACAACUGAUAUUCCCCAACCUGAAACAUUCAUGAUCGGUGAACCAUCUGACAAUUCCACAGAGCCAGUGGAGUGUAUACUUUACUUUGAAAACAUUCAGAAAGCAGAAGAGAUGAAGGUCCUAAUCCCAAGCCUGCAGAUGUCGAUCGGGUUCCUGCUGCCCCUGAUGGUGAUGACCUUCUGCUACACCUGCAUCAUCCUCACACUGCUCAAGGCGCGCAACUUCCAGAGGCACAAGGCGGUGCGGGUGGUGCUGACGGUGGUGCUGGUGUUUGUUCUCUGCCACCUGCCUUUUAACCUCACCCGUCUGGUACACACCAUCACUCUGGGUGAGCAGAGGGACUGCACUGCAGAGAUCUCCUUCAUGGUGGGACUCAAAAUCACUGAGACUCUGGCCUAUCUACACUGCUGCCUCAACCCCUUCCUGUACGCCUUCGUUGGCGUACGCUUCCGUAACCACUUCCAGAAGGUUCUACGGGACAUGUGGUGUGUGGGGAAGGACUACAUACGUGCACGACGCCCCUCUUCCCGCCUCACUUCGGAGGUUUGUCUGUCCAUGCGCAAGUCAGUCGACGGAUCCACAGACGCCACGUCCUUCACCAUGUGAUCCUAACGGAUCCCCUCAGAAUGCUCCAGCUGCACAUUUAUUAUGUGGCGUAAUCCAGUUGGGCAUUGAUAUCUGACCUGCUGAGGACUGGGACUGACUGUAACACACUUUACUGUGUGAUUCAAACCAAGGAGGUCAGCCUUGGUUGUGUUAGCUUCAGCUAGUUAGCAUCCAAUUGGUAAGCCAGGGGGUUAACUUCAGCUAGUAAGCAUCCAAGGAGGUCAGCCUUUAGAGGAAUAGCUUCAGCUAGUUAGUGUCCGAGAGGUCAACCUUUAGAGGUUUAGCUUCAGCUAGUUAGCAUCAAAAAUCUUUAAAAAUGGCAUUCCACGGGCUCACUGCCACAGCUCCACAGAAACAGCCAAUCACGUGCCACAGACACAGGAGUUGGCAGCUUCAACCAGGGGGUCAGGAUUUGACUGAUUAGCUUCGCCGAUUAGCAAGGCCAGAGAAUGUCUAAUAAGGGCAAGGCACUUCCCCGUCGCCAUUUUCCAGAAAUACAUCAUGUCCUGUGCCAUUUCUCCUCAUGCUGAUUGGUGGCUGUUCCACUCUCAGCUCAUGCACGAGCUUAGUGUGGGCACGAGCUCUCCUUCUGUACCUUACGUCAAUCGGUAACCUGCCACUUAAUUGGCUAAGUAAAACGGCACCGGAAACAAGCCCCUUGAAACGCCAUGUUGAAGCCUGAAAAAAUCUUUCAAUUUUGGCAUUUUUCACUAGCCUAGCAUUCCCAUUGAAAUGAAAGGGGGCGGGACUUGUUCACUUUCUCUAUAAUACCUCCAUGGCAACGCUAAGAGGAUCAGCCAAUCCAAAUGGACUACACCAUUUCUGACCUGUAAUGAAGCACUUAAUUGGCUUGUUGAAAUGUGUCAGGAAGUGAGCAUACAGUAUGUGAGACGCCAUUUUGAAUGAUGGCAGUAGCCAAUUAAUUAUAUUACAGUAAUUACAUUUUGGGUUGAAAUAAUUAGGCCUGCACCAGUUUUCAUGAUCACAUUGGUGUUCAACUGGAGAUAAAGAAAUAAACCUUGGAAUUAAUGCUGGUACUGAAUUGUUCUCAUGUUGUGAAAUACGCAUUUCUUUGUUUGUGAACCCCAUAAAGUUACUCUUUGUAACUUGAAUUGUUACUACAAUAUUAUUUUUAACUAGAAAUACUGUUAUCUAACUUCAUCCCCUAUCCCUUGCAGCCAACACACUGUAGGAUUUUAUUAGAAUUAGAAAUAAUUGUAAAAAAAAAAAAUAAAGGUAAAAAUAAUGUUUUCUUAUUGUCUCACAAGUUGUAUAGAUGUUUCCUUGUUGUGUAUUAACUGUAUCUUUGAUCGUUUGCUUGUAAAUGUUGUGUAUGCACAUCUUGUUUGUGAAUACCAGUCCUCUUUUUUACCAAGGUAAUUGGGAGAGGGGCUGUUUAGGCCGUUAAUGUGACAGGACAUUGGAGUGAGUGACAGGAAGUGAGUGACAGGAAGUGAGUGGGAGAGAGUGAUGGGGCAGGAUCGGGAAAUGACCUGCACCCGACUCAAACCCGGGCCCCCAUGGGCACGUGGCCCGUAUAUGGCACGAGUGCUGUAACCAGUUGUGCCACAGCGCCACCGUGAAUGCCACCGUGAAUGUCAGUCCUGUAUUACAAGUGGUAGUCACACAGAUCAGCUGCUUCAAAUGUGUUUAAAACUGGAUAUGGAAUUGUAGCUUUUCCUAUGAAUGUACUCGUUCUGAAACAUGCUUGGAAUGACCUGGAAAUGUACUGUGGGUCGACUGUAUGCGUGCAAAUAAAUGAAAAUAUAUUUUCCUUAA
Sardina pilchardus (European sardine) is the source of this 3437-nucleotide messenger RNA. RefSeq names its product C-C chemokine receptor type 6-like. NCBI's taxonomy places the organism in Eukaryota, Metazoa, Chordata, Actinopteri, Clupeiformes, Clupeidae. The coding region runs from base 522 to 1658 and encodes 378 amino acids. Gene Ontology annotation, molecular function: C-C chemokine binding; C-C chemokine receptor activity. Gene Ontology annotation, cellular component: external side of plasma membrane; membrane. The transcript has 3 exons. The record is from RefSeq and is a predicted model, not a curated record. Gene Ontology annotation, biological process: G protein-coupled receptor signaling pathway; immune response; positive regulation of cytosolic calcium ion concentration.